Molecule: messenger RNA, 1438 nt
Organism: Dufourea novaeangliae
Lineage: Eukaryota; Metazoa; Arthropoda; Insecta; Hymenoptera; Halictidae
Product: zinc finger protein 84-like
Exons: 5
Coding region: 88-1410 (440 amino acids)
Biological process (GO): regulation of transcription by RNA polymerase II
Cellular component (GO): nucleus
Molecular function (GO): DNA-binding transcription factor activity; RNA polymerase II cis-regulatory region sequence-specific DNA binding; zinc ion binding
Source: RefSeq, a predicted model, not a curated record
UGACCGAGUCCCGUUCUCUCUAAGUCUCUUAGUGUCUCCCUGACGCUAACGGCGAAAUAAAUUCACGACAAGUGUUGAAACGGUGAGAUGAAAACGUACAGUCGAAAAAAGGGCGAUAGCCCUAGCAACGUGAUUAUCCAUAUGAACGAGCUGUGCCGACUGUGCCUGGCAAAGGAGGAGGAGAUGGUGCCGAUUUAUGACGACGAAACUAUCCCCUUAUCGCUUCGAAUAAUGGCCUGCGUUAAUUUGGAGGUUUAUGAAGAAGAUGGUCUCCCGAAUAUGAUGUGUCAUCCAUGCAAGUAUCAAUUAGAAAAAUCUUAUCAGUUUAAGAAGAAAUGCGAAGCUGCUGAUGCCAAGCUUCGAAAACACAUGAAACUGAUACAACAGUUAACGGGUCAAGACGAGGAAGGAGAAAAUCAGGAUAAUAGUAGAGAAGAAUUAAAGGAUGGUUCCAAUAGUGGAAAGUCUAAACAAGUUAAACAAUUAUUAGCUGAUUUAGUAUCAACUAAAGGGGACAGUGGUCAGGCAGAUGGAGAUCCAAUUGAAGUCACAGAGGAAGAACUUGUUGGUGGUUAUAUUUUAGGAAUGAAUUCAGAGAAUUUGGAGAUGGAGGAAACUUCGUCAGAAGAUCCAAAAAACAUCACAUUGGUACCUGCUGAAGAACGUGUAGCUAAAGCACGUUGUACAAUACGUACAACUCGAAUUAAACAAGAACAGGAAUCUGACGACGAAGCAGAAGAAGUGCAGAGAGCAAUCGCAAAUGCUGACCACAAAAACGUUUAUAUGAUGGAACUUACCAGUAACAGUUCUGGUCAAGGAGAAUCACUGAAGUUGCAACCCAUUACGGACACUAUAGUUCAAGCUAGUGAAGAAUUAAAAGUAUUCAAAUGUGACAAAUGCCCAAAAGCAUUUACUCGAAGGAUAAUGCUAAAGAGUCAUCAAUCUGUUCAUUCUACGCAAAGAGGAUUUACAUGUCAGGCUUGUGAGAAAUGGUUCCCUACUAGAUCAGCCCUCGUGAGACAUGAACGUACUCAUACAGGUGAAAAACCAUUUGGGUGCAACAUUUGUCACCGAGCAUUUGCCCAAAAAGAAAUUUUACUUCGGCAUCUGAUGACACAUUCUGGACAAAAGCCAUUCCAGUGUCAACAUUGUGAUAAGAGCUUCACCCAACGUGAAGCUUUGAAGGUGCAUAUGAGAAGACAUCAGAAGCUAGACCCGAAUGACAUUCAACUACAUCAUUGUCAACUCUGCCCUAAAGCCUUUUGUCAUGCGUCUGGACUCAGUAGACAUUUGGUUACGCAUACUGGAAGAACGUACAAAUGUGUAGAGUGUGAAAAAUCAUUUACUGAUAAGAGUUCAUUGUUAAGGCACAGUCGCAUUCAUGCACCUAAAAAGAUAAUAACAAAUUAAAUUUAUUCAGUAAUUAUAAGAAGAGUAU